This is a messenger RNA of Epinephelus fuscoguttatus (brown-marbled grouper), 978 nucleotides long. It is a transcript of the gene smim19, whose product is annotated as small integral membrane protein 19. The transcript has 3 exons. Lineage: Eukaryota; Metazoa; Chordata; Actinopteri; Perciformes; Serranidae. The coding region runs from base 160 to 477 and encodes 105 amino acids. The record is from RefSeq and is a predicted model, not a curated record.
CAGGAAAGACGAAGAAGGCGGGUGUGACGUCGUGGUGUUUACACUACACCGCUAAUUUGAGUAGCAAGUGAACGUUAGCUGAGAAAAUUAAAAAGGAUAUAAUAACGUUUCUACUUCACACAUUUACAAGCAAGGUUUGGCUGUUGUCGCCGUAUUUCAAUGGGUGCUCACGGGGUUUUGGGGAACGAACCCGAGUCUAUCGACUACUCAGUGCACGAAGCCUGGAAUGAGGCCACCAAUGUCUACCUGCUGGUUAUCCUGGUCAGCUUCGGCCUGCUGAUGUACGCCAGAAAAAACAAGAGGAAGAUCAUGCGUAUCUUCACUCUGCCUCCCACCGUCGGCAGCAGCCCAGAGCCCAACUUCUACGACAGCCUGCAGAAGGUCCGCCUGCGGCAGCAGCUGGAGAUGUACUCUCUGGCCAGGAAAUUUGACCAGCAGCAGGGCCAGACCGACAGCGUGCAGCUCUCCAUGGAAUGAAAGCAGGAAGGAACUCACCCCUUUCUGUCUGAGCAAACACUCCUGCAUAUAAUUCCAGCCCUCUGUGCGUGGAUAGGAUAAGACCUGGAUGUCUGUCAUGAUCAGAGAUGGUACAAAUGAUGUUACUUCCAUCCUGGUUGUUUCUGUUUGGCUCCUCAAAUGAGAAGCAAAGUUAUUCACCUCCUGUUGUCGUCUUUGUCUGUUACGUGUGGAGUAAGUACUGUACAGCUGGACGGAUGGAGAGGCCGAGAGCACAGGGAGUGAGGCAUCCAACAGUGACUGAGGAAUGAUAAACCUCCAACUGCAGCAGAUGUCACUGAGAUACUCUCAGUAUGGCGUGAGAUUGAAAAUAAGUCCACCAUGAAGAUUGUUUUGCACACAGAACAAAAUCCUUUAAAUUUAGCACAGGUUCUAGUUUGUUUCCAUUUGUUUUUUACUUGUUUAAUGUUUUGUGUUAAUCAAAAUUUUAAAAAUGUGAAAAUAAAGGCACAUAAAUGUAAA